AUGGCAGAAUCCCACCUGCAGUCCUCCCUGAUCACAGCCUCACAGUUUUUCGAGAUCUGGCUUCAUUUCGACGCAGACGGAAGUGGCUACCUGGAAGGAAAGGAGCUGCAGAACUUGAUUCAGGAACUCCAGCAAGCACGGAAGAAAGCUGGAUUGGAGUUAUCACCGGAGAUGAAAACCUUUGUGGAUCAGUAUGGGCAGAGAGAUGAUGGAAAAAUAGGAAUUGUAGAGUUGGCUCAUGUAUUACCUACAGAAGAGAACUUCCUGCUGCUCUUCCGAGGCCAGCAGCUCAAGUCCUGUGAGGAAUUCAUGAAGACAUGGAGAAAAUAUGAUACUGAUCACAGUGGCUUCAUAGAAACUGAGGAGCUUAAGAACUUUCUAAAGGACCUGCUGGAAAAAGCCAACAAGACUGUUGAUGAUACAAAACUAGCUGAGUAUACAGACCUAAUGCUGAAAUUAUUUGAUUCAAAUAAUGACGGGAAGCUGGAAUUAACUGAGAUGGCCAGGUUACUACCUGUACAGGAGAAUUUUCUUCUUAAAUUUCAGGGAGUCAAAAUGUGUGGGAAAGAGUUCAAUAAAGCUUUUGAGUUAUAUGAUCAGGAUGGCAAUGGAUACAUAGAUGAAAAUGAAUUGGAUGCUUUACUGAAGGAUCUGUGUGAGAAGAAUAAACAGGAUCUGGAUAUUAAUAAUAUUCCAACAUACAAGAAAAGCAUAAUGGCUUUAUCGGAUGGGGGGAAGCUGUACCGAACGGAUCUUGCUCUCAUUCUCUCUGCUGGAGACAACUAG
This is a messenger RNA of Neomonachus schauinslandi (Hawaiian monk seal), 786 nucleotides long. It is a transcript of the gene CALB1, whose product is annotated as calbindin 1. The record is from RefSeq and is a predicted model, not a curated record. Gene Ontology annotation, biological process: regulation of long-term synaptic potentiation; regulation of presynaptic cytosolic calcium ion concentration. Gene Ontology annotation, molecular function: calcium ion binding. Gene Ontology annotation, cellular component: dendrite; cytosol; synapse. Lineage: Eukaryota; Metazoa; Chordata; Mammalia; Carnivora; Phocidae.